AUGCAGAGCCUGGAGGAGAUCACCUCAUCCGAUACCAAAGAGUCCCUGCGUGAGAGCGAGCACGUCAGAGAGAAGAGCAGACUGUCCAACUACACGACCAACAUGCCCAAGCCGGACAACAUCCGCCCCAUCAGCCACAAUCCCUACACACUCAAAUCCAAGUAUUACCUGAGCGAACUGGUGAGGGUAAUCCACGAAAGGAAGUCGCUAGCCAUGGAUCACAUCAGCCAAUCCAUUCAGAUGCUGCUCCAGUACCGGCUCUGCAAACUUAACCAGGAAAGACUGUUCGAGGACGACGCCAAGAUCAGUCUUCCGCUGGCCGAGCACAACAAAAACAAGAAAACCCUUAUACUGGACUUAGAUGAGACGCUCAUUCACUGCUUCGAGAGGGGGGAGUCCAAUCCCGACCUGAAACUGACCAUCAGCAUCGACGGUUUCCCCUUUGAGGUGGGCAUCAACAUCCGUCCCUACGCCAUUUCCUUCCUCAAGCGGAUGAAGAAACGCUGGGAAAUCAUCGUCUUCACCGCCAGCCACCAGAGCUACGCCGACUCCAUCCUCAACGAGCUCGAUCCGUAG
This is a messenger RNA of Nymphaea colorata (pocket water lily), 576 nucleotides long. RefSeq lists its product as uncharacterized. The coding region runs from base 1 to 576 and encodes 191 amino acids. Lineage: Eukaryota; Viridiplantae; Streptophyta; Magnoliopsida; Nymphaeales; Nymphaeaceae. The transcript has a single exon. The record is from RefSeq and is a predicted model, not a curated record. Gene Ontology annotation, molecular function: phosphoprotein phosphatase activity.